AUGAUGAUGACGCGCCGUCUGCUGUGCGCCCUGUUGGUGCUUGCCCUGUGCUGCUGCUGCCCGUCCGUGUGCGCGGCAGACACUGAGUUGGAGGAGACUGGAAAUCUUGUUGGAGAACAAGGCGACGGCAUACCGCUUCCUCCACCACAGCCACCAACUGCUAAGCCGGUUGAGGCUAUUGUAAGUGCCCCUAUUCUACCCCCCCGUGCAACAGGAAGACCAGCGGACCCCGGUCAUUCAGAUCCUCCAACAACAGGGUCCGUUGCAAAGCCGGGAGAUGAUGGCGGAGAGAGACCAGGAUCUACCAGUACGGAAACGAAUCCAGAUGACGAAAAAAAUACAGUACAGGCAGAUGGUAAGAAGGGUAAGAAAGGGUCAUCCAGUGACAAGAUACUAUCCGAGGAACAGGCAAAUAGGGAGUCUGAAGAUUCUACAGAGGAGACCACUACGACGACCACAACACAGCCACCAACCACGACCACCACCACUGCGCCAGAGGCACCCAGCACUACGACUACUGAGGCGCCAGCUGUGUCGACCACCCGCGCACCGUCACGUCUUCGCAGAAUCGACGGCAGCCUCAGCAGCUCUGCGUGGGUGUGUGCCCCGCUGCUGCUCGCCGCAUCCGCGCUGGCGUACACCGCUGUGGGCUGA
Molecule: messenger RNA, 654 nt
Organism: Trypanosoma cruzi
Lineage: Eukaryota; Euglenozoa; Kinetoplastea; Trypanosomatida; Trypanosomatidae
Product: mucin TcMUCII, putative
Exons: 1
Coding region: 1-654 (217 amino acids)
Source: RefSeq, a predicted model, not a curated record